This is a messenger RNA of Nycticebus coucang (slow loris), 3758 nucleotides long. RefSeq names its product solute carrier family 17 member 4 (gene SLC17A4). The record is from RefSeq and is a predicted model, not a curated record. The transcript has 12 exons. Gene Ontology annotation, biological process: transmembrane transport; monoatomic anion transport. The coding region runs from base 99 to 1592 and encodes 497 amino acids. Lineage: Eukaryota; Metazoa; Chordata; Mammalia; Primates; Lorisidae. Gene Ontology annotation, molecular function: transmembrane transporter activity.
CAAAAAAUCAGAGAGAAAUUUAUUUGAAAGGAUUGAGGAUCCUGCAUUCUACCUCCCUCAGUAGGUGAAAUACCAGUCCCUGGGAGGAUAAAACCAAAAUGUCUAUUGGCGCAGAUGCCAAGGCCACAGUGGGAGACAUUUCCAAAGACAACAAUUUAAACACAGCUCAGCAGCAAUUCUCCAGGAGAGGCUUUUGUUCAUUCCGCCAUGGGAUGGCUUUCAUCUUGCAGCUUUGUAAUUUUUCGAUUUAUGCCCAACAAAUGAACUUGAGCAUUACCAUCUCAGCUAUGGUGAACAACACAAACUCACCCUUCCAGCCUAAUGCCUCCAUAGAAGGGCCCGCCCCUGACUCCCAGCACUACUGGAAUGAAACUUCAAAGGAAUUUAAGGCAGUGGCCCCUGUGUAUGACUGGAGUCCUGAAAUUCAGGGAAUCAUCCUCAGCUCCCUCAACUAUGGCUCAUGGUUGGCUCCAAUCCCCAGUGGCUACGUGGCUGGAAUAUUUGGAGCCAAGUACGUGGUUGGUGCUGGCUUGUUUAUUUCCUCAGUCCUGACCCUCUUCAUUCCACUGGCAGCAGAUGCUGGAGUAACCUUGCUUGUUGUCCUUCGGGUUGUCCAAGGUAUAGCCCAGGUUAUGGUAUUAACAGGUCAGUAUUCAAUUUGGGUCAAAUGGGCUCCCCCACUGGAACGGAGUCAACUCACCUCCAUUGCUGCUUCAGGGUCAAUGCUUGGGUCUUUCAUCACUCUCCUUGUUGGUGGUCUCCUCUGCCAGACCAUAGGAUGGCCUUAUGUCUUCUAUAUCUUUGGUGGAAUUGGUUGUGCCUGUUGUCUUCUCUGGUUUCUUUUCAUUUAUGAUGACCCUAUGGAUCAUCCCUUUAUUAGCACUGGUGAGAAGACAUACAUCAUGUGUUCACUGGCUCAACAGGAUUGUUUGCCAGGCUGGUCUCUUCCAAUUAAGGCUAUGAUCAAAUCUUUACCACUUUGGGCCAUUUUAGUCUCUUAUUUCUGUGAAUACUGGCUUUUUUAUACCUUGAUGGCAUACACACCAACAUACAUCAGCUCUGUACUUGAAGUCAACCUCACAGAUAGUGGGAUUUUGUCAGCCCUGCCGUUUGCUGUUAGCUGUAUCUGCAUUAUCCUUGGAGGUCUAUUGGCUGACUUUCUCCUCUCCAAAAAAAUCCUCAGACUCAUCAUCAUCAGGAAACUCUUCACUGCCAUUGGGGUUCUCUUCCCAUCCAUAAUCCUCGUGUCCCUGACCUGGGUCAGAUCCAGCCACAUCGUGACCAUGACCUUCUUGGUACUGUCCUCUGCCGCCAGCAGCCUCUUGGAACUAGGAGUCCUUGUAAAUUUCUUGGAUAUUGCUCCUAGGUACACUGGCUUUCUCAAGGGGUUAUCGCAAGUCUUUGCACACAUAGCUGGAGCCAUCUCUCCCACUGUUGCUGGAUUUUUCAUCGGUCAGGACUCUGAGUUUGGUUGGAGAAAUGUCUUCUUGCUUUCAGCUGCUAUUAACAUACCAGGCCUGGCCUUCUACCUCAUCUUUGGCUGUGCAGAUGUGCAGGACUGGGCUAAAGAGCAGAUGUUAACCCACCUCUGAGCAAACCAAGAGAUGUGUUCCAACCCGAUGCUUACUUCAUCAUAUUCCCUCAUAGACAUUCCUUUUUUGUGCCCACUUGACUGAUCAGUCAUUUCAUUGGAACUGACUUUGUUUCCUUUGUCUUCUUAGAGACCUUGGCUAUAUAAUACUAAAGAUUUUACCAUGCCUGAAGAUUUUAUUGGGGGGUGGAGAAAAUGACAGUUAUUUGUGAGCUCCUGACAGCACAGGUGUCUUGGGAUUUCUAGGUGUUCUCCUCUCUUUCUACUAUUACCCUGGUAAAAGCAUCAGGGUCUGAGGGACAAUUUCUCACCAAAGCAAGAAAGGAAGCCAGAACCACAGGACUGAGAACUGAGAAUCACAAGGGAGUUGUGCCCAAACACACAGAAGAUGGACCCUAUGAGCUGCUAUCAAAAAAAAGUCUGAAACAACAGAAAGAUUAGUAUAUACAAUCCAAAGUCCUGGGCCAGGAGGCCAAAGCAGGUAAAGUUGCUCUCACUUCAGGUGAGGAAGGAUACAAUGCCAUUCUGAUGCCUGGUGUGGACAGAAUGCCUAGGAGAAAAAUGCCAAGAAGGACAAUAGGAGUGAAUACAUCAUGACAAGAGGAAUGAACGUGUCUAUAACUAAUUGCGGUGACAUAGUAUUACUGGAAUUUCGUUCUUCAGUAGGUCCUUGGUCUUGGGGAUUCGAAGAAUGAACACAUGGAUCACAGAUCAGUAGUAAUAUAAGAUUAGAUAGAAAGGAAUACAGAAGGAGUAUAAAAGCACCAGAGCUUCUGGCAGAGGGAAAGACCCAAGUAGGAAGUCUCUGUGUGGGUCUUUGGUCUAGGGGUAUAAGGUCUUGAGAAUUACAUUUGGUCAGGAUGUGGUAGAUGGAAGACACCUUUUCAAUGUUAGUGAGCAUAUUAACAAAUGAAUGAAUGUAGACCUUCCAGCAUGUGGGGGUAAUGGCAAGGGGUUCCCUUUCAUGAAAUUGCCCAGGCCUAGGAAACUGGAGUCCCCUGUCCAGCCUUGAGUGGGGGAACCCUGUAUCAAUUCUCCCUCUAAGUAAAAACUCUAACUGCUGUUAGAGAGGGAAAUGGGCGUCAGCUUGGUCUAACUGCUUCCUGCUGUAUCAGGCUGCUCAUGGAAAGGGGCAAUUAGGAUUUUUUCAGAGGGAGGAGAUCAGGAACUGUUUCCGGCCUGAUGUCAUCUCUGAAAGACUUAAAUCUGAUUAGCACAUUAAAAGGCAAGGGUAGAACAGUGAGAGGAAGGGGUUAAUUACAGUACCAGGUUGGAAAUAAAGUCAGCAACUUCGAAAGAAAACUCUAUUAACACUUUCCUGGUUUCUGAGUAAUAACUUCAGAUUUUCUUUAGGCUCACAAGUGUAGGUGGGCUGUGGCUGACUCUCUUUAUGAUCCAUUUCUAUAGAAGAUGGUGGGUUCCAGGAUUUUACUUGUGAAUGAUGCAUCCAUGAAUCUAGUCUCAUAACUUUAACAGCUGUAGAAGAUAAGAUUACAGGAAAGGAACCCUCCCAACUUGGGGUCAGGAAAGGUGAGUUGGAGGGAAGAGUUUUGAUCAUAACUAGAUCUCCAGGAGAGAAAAGCUCUUUUAAUGUUGAAUAUGAAAAUGUAGUUGGGAGGUUUUUAAGGAUUUGUUGAAAUUUAGCCAAAGAAGUAAUAUGUUUUACUAAUUCUGUAGUUUCUUAAUCUACUAAUAAAUUGUAAGUUAAAAGGGUCUUCUGUGUAAUAACUCAAACAGGCUACAACUGAGUUUCUGAGGUAAAUUUCUUAUUCUAAAGAGAACAAUGGAAAGUAAUUAAGUCCAAGAGAGAUGAGUCUCUUUGAGUUAGCUUUUGUAACUGUCCUUUGAUUUUAUCAUUCACUUUUUCUACUUUCCCAGAAGAUUGGGGCCUCCAAGAGCAGUGUAGAUGAUAUUUUAUGCCCAGAGCUUUAGAUAUUCCCUAUGUAACAGCUAUUUUGAAGGGAGGCCCAUUAUCACUUUGCAAACUGAGAGAGUGUCCAAACUUGGGGAUAAUCUCGUGUACUAAAAGCCUUGUACAACUUCCUAGGCCUUUUCUGUCCUUCAGGGGAACAUGUCAACACAAUUAGUGAAAGUAUUCACAAAUACCAGCAAAUAUUGUAUUCCAUGUACCUUAGGGAUAUAAGUAAAAUCUAUUUGCCAAUCUUCA